Messenger RNA from Mercenaria mercenaria, 6351 nucleotides. RefSeq lists its product as uncharacterized. The record is from RefSeq and is a predicted model, not a curated record. NCBI's taxonomy places the organism in Eukaryota, Metazoa, Mollusca, Bivalvia, Venerida, Veneridae. The transcript has 9 exons. Bases 1304 to 3319 code for a protein of 671 amino acids.
AUUGUACUACAUUUAAACUUGUGAUUGUAUAUAAAACUUUGAUGUGUUAGCGGUAAUGGUUUUUGCUUUUUGGUACUAUGUAGUUUAUAUUUUUUAUAUUUUUUUAUAAGUUAUUUCCAUUUUUACAUCAAAAACAUCAUAAAUUCUUAACAAAAUUGAUUUUAUAUGCAAGAAAAACGUUUACAUAUACAAUUUUAAGCGUAUUUGGAAAUGUAGCUCUACAUGAACGAGAAGUGUCUAAAAAAAUAUAUACAUGUACAUGUCUAUAGAAUGAGUGACAUAUAUUGUUCAUCAUUAGGUGAUACAUAUUAUUUUUCAGUUGGGGGCCAUUCUUAACAGAACGACUAAUAAUAUAUCAACAAUGUAAAAACUAUGCACAUGAUUAUAUUGUUAUUCAAACACUAUUCGAGUAACUAAUCGGGAAAUAAAUUUGACAUGCAAUGUUUAGAUCUUACAGUAAACAUCGUUAAAAGUUGUAUCAUAAUUUGGUAUCCAUGCCCAAAAGAAGAAAACGAGCGCGAAAGUGUCAAGGACAAAUUGACCAGUCUGCAUCAGGAAUCCAACUACACAUAUUAGAUCUGUUUCCUAUUGAUGGUUUUGAUUUAUCAGCUUCUGACAAGCCAUGUUUGGAUUGGAAAUAGCACAGUGGUGGAAGAUAAAAUGAAGUAUAACAGAACUUCCACUUUACUAAAUGUACUGACGAAUGAGCAGUUAAAAGUUACAGACUCUCAUACUGUAAAGUUUGAUGCUAUUACUACAACAUAACAACCUUUGGAAUUUGCCGAAGGAAGAAAGCGCCGUAAGGUGAAUGGAAAAGUUUCAAAAAAGCCUUACGCAUGUCAGUGCAGCAGAGAGCAUAUUAGGAAAAAUUGUUCAAAUGGGGUCAAUGCGAAAAGCUCUGGGAAGAGACGGCGAAGAUCAAAAGUUAGUUGUACUGACCUAUGCGACACAUUUUUAGACAGCUGUAGUUUGAACAUGGAUGUGUCUGCGGGAAAUUACGAACAAAUCCGUAACAUUAGUAUAUCAUAUUUACAAAAAGACAGUCAAUCAUAUCCUGCUAGAACAAACCACUGGAAUGAAGACAGGGAGACAAAUUCAUCGGAUUCUGGAGAUAAAAAGAUGAUUUCGAAAACAACAAGACAUGGGAGGAGAAAAGGAAAUGUCAGAAGAAAAUACUGUAACUGUCUUCGUAGACAUCACUUAUUAAACCCCCUUAUGCCAGAACAAAUAAAGUUUAACGUAGGUUCAUUUGCAAUUGACUGUGGCUUAUAAAGAAAAAACGAAGAACAUCAUAGCUUUACCUAUGAGUCCGACUUUAACAAAUAGUUCCUUUGAAAAAUCAGCACAAAGCAUUACCACUACGACAAUAGCUCACAUUACAAGACAAAAUGACUCAAAAUCAUACCAUUACUCGACCGCUAAUGACAAAGUCGAUGAUAGAGUACGCAAUAACUUGAUCGAUGCGGAAAAUGAGAAUAAUGGGGAUCAGACGAUACUAGUUUCAGCUUUGACUGCGUGUGCGUGUUCCACGAUCGUUGUAGUCAGCUUCCUUGUUAUGUACAAAUGCAGAUUGUGCAGCAGAGCUCUCUAUAAAUGUAGAAACAUGAACCUACCUUUUUCACGGGAACAGGAAUGUGCAUAUCUUACUCCUGUCUAUAGCAACGAGUACACAACAGACUAUUUUUACGAAGAUAUAAAUCUUUUAUCUCACAAAACGCCUGAGAAAGAGAAGACUGUUACUGAUUUUUUUCCAAGACAAAGUUUUAAUAAAAUGAAAAGUAAAGACCAAGAAAAUGUCUAUAAGCAAUACGAUCCAGCUGAUUCAUGUAUCUCAGUAUAUAACAGUCAUUUAUUAUACUCCAAAGAAGAGAAAGAAACAGCUCCAGUAAAUGACUUACACAUGGUACCAAGUAUGUCAAAAGCAUCGUACGAACUCUUGCCGAGAAUGCACGGCCCCAGUUGUAAUCCUAUAAAAAUUGCACUUAAUGUUCCAGUCAACUAUAAGAUUUACCACUCGUUUGAAGUAUCGUCGGAAAAAACUGUAUCAAAAAAUGUAUUAACUAUACAAUUUGUAGAAGAGUGUUAUUCACACUCACCUGAGACAAUUGUUGCUGUGAAACCAUUGAAAGCAGCUGACGAUAUACUGAAGCCGAAUGAUCAAAGCAAACAGAUCAUAAAAAAUCAUGAAUUAGACAAACUGCAUGAAGAAGGCAACAAAAACGGCUCGCUAGACAUCGAACAUAUACAGAAAUCUUUAGACUGGGAUAAAACAAUUAGAUUUCUUGUUCAGAGGAUACCACCACAUGAAUGGAAACUGUUCUUUAAUUGUUUAUUUGGUUAUGCAAAACAUUUGAUUCCAUAUUGGAUGUCAAUAGACAAUAAAAUCAGUCAAAUCGAAACAGAUGUCAAAUGUAGAUCGGGAGGAGUGUCAACUUUAAUGUUCGAGCUUUUCAAAUACUGGAAGGAAGUCAUGGGAACGGAAAUUAACACAGAUUAUAUUUUUCGUGCUUUGGCUGAUAUGAGCUAUAACAGCAUAGCAGGAGAAUUCCGGGAAUUCCUGAGAUACCCACCAUGUAACCCCGUAUGUAGUGAAUUAAGCGAAGAAUUGAGAUUAGCAACAACUUACCCCACAGGUCACAGAAUGACUGGGUAUGGACAAAGACGCUUGGAUGUGUUUGCGUUACAUAAUAAAACUGAAACGUUGAAAAUGAGUGAUAAAAGUAGUGGACUGCAAGUCAGCAGGCGAGAGUUAAAUGAAGUCGCCCUCCAAAUUGCAACGAAUAACAUAUCACACAAUGUGCCUAAUUUUCCCGAAUUUCCGGGAACAUCCGGAUGUAACACUUUCGGAGAACAUACACACAAUAAAAGCAAAAAGCGUACAUUGAAUACAAAUGAAAUGUCUGAUUCUGAUACAGAAUAUGUUUCUUGCAAACGACCAAAACUUUCAAACAUCGAACCAAACCCAAACGAAAGAAUUGUUUUAAAGAACACGAGGAAGAGCUUAAUACAGUGGAACAAAGUUGAUAAAGAAUCCCUGAUAAUUGAUAUGAUAAAACGGCUGCUGGGUAUUGAUCAGCAACUCAAUUAUGUACAAUAUGACAUUUUUGUGAAGUAUGUCCUUACUCUGAUCAUAGAAAAAACAAAUACAUCGGAAACAGUAAUACUUUCUAUUCAGUACUUUGAUUACGAACAUGUUCUAGAAAUCAAAGGAAGAUAUAAGCACGUGUCCUAUAUCCUGGAUACUAAAGUACCAUGUUACACCUCGACCACAAAGAAUGGGAAUGUCUUAAACUAUACGCAGAAAAUGCUAGAGGAAUGAUCGUAUGUCGAUUGAAAUCGGAGAAAGGAGAAACAUAUAUUCCAAGCAAAUAUCUGUUUAUUAGAUUCGAUGGCAAAGCAUUUAUUAAAGAGCAAGAAGAUGGUACACUCGAUUGUGCAACAGAAAAUCCAGAAAAUAGCUUUUCGCCUGCAAAAUAUGAAGAUUACAGAGACGAUACUGAAACGCAAAAUACAUAUCAAAUUAAAAACAAGUUUACAAAACGAACAGAAACAGAUGUCGAAAAGAUCGUUGUGUCAAAUGAAAUAAUCAAGCGUCAGCCAGAGAAUUCAAAAUGUAAAUAUGCGGACACCAGCACAACAUGGCAAGCAAAAAGUGCAAAUAUACAAUUACCAGAAAUAAAUAACGACAUAAAUGUGACCGUGAAGUUUGACACAAAAAUUACGACGAGGAGAAAAAGUGUUUGAACAAUCAAAAUUUGUCUGGGACUUGGUCCUCGAUCGUUAUCUAUAUAGUUCUAUCAGUCAAACAAACAGUCAUGUGUCUCCUGAUAUGUUAUCCGAUAUAUUCACUUAAAAAAAAAACAGAAAAUUUCACAAAUCCCAAAAAGUGAGUAUCCCAUACGCGUGAGUCGUGGAUAAGAACAUCUUGCCCGAGAUUGUGGUACGUCCAACCAUUCUUCCAUUUUAACGUGGUAAGAUUGACGUCCAUCUCGCCACAAUGAAAGUGUGUAUUUAUUUUUUCACUGUCAUUUCGAAAAAUACCAUUUGACGAUGGUAAUCACAUAUGUAUUUGAAUGAAAUAACGGACACAACGAAAACAAAAUCGUGUCGUUUUAGUUUACACGUUAACAAUAUGCUUUUCAUUUUAGCACUAUAAAAUUGAAAAUAGUGGCGUGUCAAUACAAUCGAUACAUCAGGGUUUGCCAAAUGUGGGGGGUUUCACGUAUCUUAAGUGAAUGAGAUUUCACUGCUUAACAAACUUAUCAGACAAGAUUGCAACUGUAGCCAUAUUUAAAUACAUAUCAAACUCAGUUUAUUUUUCGUACGUCUUCAUGUCUUCCACGACGAAAGUGUAGCAAUUGUACUCAUUCACAGCUACAAAUGUAGUUCAAAAUACAAGAAUUGUCUCUAAUGCAGUUUCGUAUUACGUAAUUAUUUUAGUCAGUUGACUCCCGCUCCUUCGCUUCUAAACAAGCCAAAUAAGAUUCUCUGAACAUGCAUGUAUUGUCUGCUUUUAUUUCAUAAGUUAUCAAACAUGUUGAAAAUGUUUUGUUUGAUUAUUCUAGCAGGAACCGUUCUUGUAGAAAUAUCAACUGAAAUGAAUAUUCAGGACAGGAGGUAAUACUUUAAGAUUCCCCGUGGCCAUCUUUCACUGAAAUAUUUUUUCUUUAUAUAUUUACUCCAAAUACUUUAUAAUUAAAUGUCAUGCAGUAAAAGUUGAUUGUUAAAAAACAGCCAGUUUACUUUUUAGUGGUAGUACACAUUUAUACUUUGUUUAUCUAAUACAUAUAUAUACGGCUGUUUGAAACCUAAUGCAUAGUAUUCUUAAUACACAUGAACUGUUUAAUUUUAUGUUAAAGUAAAUUAUAUGUUACGUAAUUGUUCAUGUUUUUAAAUAUGAAAUUCUGAUCUAAUAUACCUUUAAGCGUUUAUAAACAAAUUAUAUGAUAAAAUACUUAAUUGUAAAUUGACAGUACAGUUAAUAAUGUAUAGAAGUUUUUGACAUUUUACAUGUAUUUGCUUUUGUUUUAUGUUUAUCGUUUUCUCUAUGUUUCGAUUUGAGGGAAUUUACAUUUCGUAUUUCUAUUUUAUAAUACGUGUACAUGUGUAGUUCUAUUUAGUUUCCGUUUUCUUAAGAAUUAUGGCAGAUUUGUGGAGUCUGCUUUCGGAACCGACCCUGAAAUUGUUAUGAAAAUGAUUGCUCCGUCAUUAUAUGUAUGACUGCGCCUGUCCGAUUUUUGCUUGACUAAAACAAAUGUUUACCUCAAGCAGCUUUAAUCUUGUUCAUUAAUGUCACACUUAGGAAACAAAUGUUUCUUUGUAUCUACAUCGUGUAUUGCCUAUAACUCUACCUCUUAUUGAGUACUUUUAAGAUUGCUCUUCCCCAGAAUAUCUAGGCCAGAAUCUGAAGGCCACAUUCAGUGAUCAAAUAGUUAUAAUGUCUGCUUCUUGUCUGACCUGUGAUUUUAUCAGUAAUAGACUGAGUGUCAAUUCAUCCAGUAUAUUUCUUGAGGAGACGAUAUGUUACUUACAGGACCCAUGCCACAACACACAUGUAAACGCGACAUUAAAGGUCGACUAUUUCUUGUCCAAUCUCUAGAUUUUUUUUUCAAGUAACUCGAGCAAAAUGUUCAUUGUCUUGGCAGAAGACCAACCCGUAUUUCUAACAGAUCAGUCGUCGCCUCUCAUAGUAUUUUAGUGUAUUAAUUUUCUUCGGGCUAGCUUCCAGUUUGGCCUGUCUUGUGUAAUUUGAAAACAUUGUCGCAACCAAUAAGUCUGGUACUUUGUAACAUUCAAUCAUACACAAGACUAAAAUAUAUAUCGCACAUCAUGAUCACACAAAUGGGUCAGCUAUUUUGUCCAGUCCAAUACUCCAUCCACCACGGGAUUUUGAAAUUACCUUAAUUUUAUGUUAGAAAUUGUAACACAGGAAUACAAUAGUUAAUGUAUUUUUAUUAUUAGUAAUAAAAAACUCCGUUGUGGAGUGAGGCAAUGUACAUUUGCUCAUUGUUCAAUAAUACUGUGAGAUCAUUAACAUUCGUGGUUGCGUCAAGCCACGAAAUAAAAUUCCAACGAAAAAUAAAUUUCCAAGCCUCAAAAUAAAAUUCCAAUGAACUAAUACAUUUCUACGAAUUUAAAUUCCCACGAAAGAGCCGUUUUUGAUGAAAUUUCAUGCCCCUGAAAUUAAAGGAUUUCAUAUCACUAUAUAGAGAUAAUGGAGAAUAUGUAUGUAUAUACAUUUAUUUUCUUCCUGUUAAUACUUUUGUGUGGAAAGCAAAGCACUAACUAGACUUCAUAUUUUAUUGCUAAUAUGUGUGAUAUGAUUGUGUGUAUUAGAUUCUAGUAUCGAGA